GGGGCGGAGCCCAACUGAAGAUGGCGUUUUUACGCUGUAGGCGAGACCCGUGUGGCAUUAUUUGUCUUAUUUUGACCUAUUUUAGUGUGUUUUACGCCGACUACGUAGUCAUUCAGUAUGUCCUCAUCCCAGCCUACGCGGGCAGCUUGUGGUGCACUCUUCAUGGAUCAGUGUUCAACUUGAUUCUGUUUUUACUUCUGGCUUGUCACUCAAAAGCUGUAUUCUCGGACCCGGGGAUGGUGCCUCUUCCAGACACGGCCAUAGAUUUCUCCGAUCUUCGCUCUCAGUCGUCACGUAUGAAUGAUCGAGGUUGUGAGGGCUGGACCGUGUGCAGUCACUGUGAAACCUAUAGACCUCCCAGAGCACAUCACUGCCGCGUUUGCCAGCGAUGUAUUCGCCGCAUGGACCACCACUGCCCUUGGAUAAAUAACUGCGUGGGAGAGCUGAACCAGAAGUAUUUCAUCCAGUUCCUCUUUUACACUGGCAUGGCCAGUCUGUAUUCGCUGAUGUUGGUGGUGUCCGCCUGGGUGUGGCGGAUCCGAAACGAGAGAGAGAGCGAUGAGGAGGAGACACCCAGCAAGCACUUGAUCGUUGCGCACUACAUCAUCCUCCUAGUAGAGUCUAUCUUGUUUGGGGUGUUUGUCAUGGUGAUCUUCUACGACCAGUUGGUCUCAAUAAUCACCGAUGAGACUCCGAUUGAACAGAUGAGAAACAGGCUGAUGGUGAAAGACAGAGGCUCUACGUCGUCAUCGUCUUCCUCCCAGCCUCCUCACCAGCCCCCACACACACGCAAGCCGAAGCUUGCCUUGCUGCGAGAGGUUUUUGGAAGAGGUUCCGUCUUCUGUUGGCUUCUCCCGCUUCACUCCAGUCCUCCUACAGUCGGCGGCAUCACAUACUCAUCAUUGCCUGACUAUGACGUCUGACACGUGAGAAAGGAGAGGUUUCGUAUUCAGGAUUGUAUUUUCUGCUUGGCUUCAGUGUCUUAUCCGUGGACUAGCUCAGACAAGAGCAGGGGAGGAAGAGAAUGUGGGCCUUUCAUGGGGUGCUUUUAUUCAUUGGGAUUCUGUGCUCAACAUCAGUGAAAAUGAAGGGAAACUUCAAAGGUGUUCAACAUUUGCUACUUAUUCGUUACUGAACUGAAGAUGUUGUCAGAUUUGUUACAGUCUUUCUCACUCCAUCGAAACUUUGAUUUCAUUUGCAGUAUCACUUACCUUCUCCUUGCUGGUCACUAGCUGAACUAAGAGAUUAGAGGACACGUUACUCAUUGGUCUGACGGACAAUCCAUCAACAAGGCCCUGUUCCGAUUCAUGUACCGUAGAUGUGUCAACCAUGCACCUCACAGUUUCUUUCAGCACAGUUUUAUUGAGUUCAACUACUGAUGUUAUUCGAUCAUAUGCAGGGAAUUUACUUUAAAAUUUGACUCACUGUUUCACAAUAAUAAUUUAAUUAUGACCGGUCACAGGCAUCUAUAUAUUUUGUUACAUUUUACUUUGAUGUUGACCCUUGUAAUGUUAAGCACGCGCACAAGGUUUGAAGGUCAAGCUCACUUUGUGAGUGAACCUGUACUAUGAAGAUGCCCGUUUUAUAUUUGCCUAUUUGACCCAAAUUUACUGUGUUUAGAGAUUUGUAGAUGAAACAGUCGGGCGGGUGGAGGAACACACAACUCAUGCACAAAUUCUGAGAAAUUUCUUUGGAUGAGCUUUAGGAUGUUGACUUUAGGUGAAAUAAUCGCAGCAAAAUACAAUAAUAGACUUUCAGUUUCAUCAUUGCUGUGAUGUAGUCAUGCGUGUGCUGGUUAUUAAACAUUCAAAAUACAGGCUACACCUUGCAUGGUCAUGGGGAUUUACCCUAUCUAGCAGAGAAGGUCUAGAGUAAUAUAACAAGCAUGAGACUGAUGCAGUAUAAACAUCCUACCUCAGAUAGUGGGAUCCUGAGAUUUAAGACUUGAAGAGAAAUGGGUGUUAAAGUUCAAAAUUUUACCUCCACAAUGCUGCAGCUGUUUUUACAACCAGUGAAAAAUGAAUACAAUGAUGAGUCUGUCUAAAUGAAGAAAAGAUUUUAAUGUACUAUUGCAGCACAAGAACAUCACAAAAUAUUAACAAAUUAGUUGGAUUACACUGGAAAAGAAAGAACGUGACUGCAGUUAUAACAGGAGCCCCGAACGCCACAGGAGCAGCAGCGUGGUGUGUGUUUGUCCUUCUGUUUUAGAAUGCAUGUCACCAAAUUUGAACCGCUCAAGUGGUCAACAUAUAAUGGUAGAGAUCCAUCCAACGAAACUCUAAUUUAUGACUCAUUUUAUAUGGAAUAGUGUUGAAGCAGUUUUGUUUUAUUUCAUUUUUUUUUAUUAUUUGUUUGCAAUUUUGCUGUUGUGUGGACCCUAACUGAAAUAUCACGGAAGGGAUGAUGGAGAAAUUAUUUAUUUAUUUUUUUUACUUUUUGUGCAGUUUCCGAUGAUUAUGUUUUUGUUCUAUAUCUGAAUGUGCAGUGCUGCCUUCUCAUGGUUAACAUUAAUCCCAAACCAUUUCAAUCCAUGUAUUUUUUUUAAGUAUGUGCAGUUCAAAUCCAGCGUUUUUUGUCUUUUUUUUUUUUUUUUUUUUUUUAUAAAUAAAUGGAUGGAUAGAUUGUCUUUAUUAAUCUCAAACUGGUGUUUUUUUAUUCCUGACCUGAGAAAAAUACAUUCUAAAGGGCAUUUAUUGAAAGUCCGAAUUUUAAUUGCUUCAUGAUAUGUUUAAAAUGAUUUUAGGUGAGUGGGAAAACUCUGAAAGCUACUGCUUUACUGGUUGCACUCACACUGUCAUACCACUUGAUGGCGUGUUUUCACCACACUGUACAUACAGAUGGUGCAGGUCUGUAUACCUGUAUAUGUGCUGCUGGUCUCGUGGGGUUGCAACACCAUGCAAAGGUGAAGAUGUUUCAGAUGACAGAUGACAUAGAGGCUCUGCAAACACUGUCCAAGGUCGGACAUUCCUCAUCUAUAGCAUAAGUGAACUGAAGUCAUUGUGAUUCUCAUGAGGAACAAGGAAUAUGUAAAUAAUGUGUUCAUGUUGGACUGCAUUGUAAAUGAAAUGUGUCGCCCUAUUUCAUUGUCAGUGUUCAGCGGAAUGACUUCUCUUUUUUUUUUUUCGAGUGGUUUAUCCUUGUUUUUUCUGUAUGUAACAGUUGAUCAAAGAAGGUGAACUCUCUCUUUCCGACACUGCUGCCUCCACUGAAGUCAGUGACACCUGCGUUUGAUGUUUAACUUGACAGCGGGAACGAAUGUGUAAAGACGACUUGUGAAGCUAAUGUUCAACCACCAGCCAGCCGUGAGUCGCAGGAAGCGUCGCGCGCGUGACGCCCUACAAGCCCCGCGACAGAACUUUUCUGAUUAUAAUUUGGAGACCCGUCUCCUGGAUUUAUCUGGCUGGGUGGUUGAGGAAGUCUGUUUUGGUCUCUAACGUGGCUUCAUGAUGAACAAGUUUACAGUUAAGUGAUCAGUUAUUUAUUGUUUGUUGGAAACUCUUGUGUCUUAUUUUCUCUGGAAAUAAACAAGUUGU
Synchiropus splendidus (mandarinfish) is the source of this 3533-nucleotide messenger RNA. Its product is annotated as zf-DHHC domain-containing protein. The record is from RefSeq and is a predicted model, not a curated record. Gene Ontology annotation, molecular function: palmitoyltransferase activity. NCBI's taxonomy places the organism in Eukaryota, Metazoa, Chordata, Actinopteri, Syngnathiformes, Callionymidae. The transcript is spliced from 9 exons. The coding region runs from base 21 to 923 and encodes 300 amino acids.